This is a messenger RNA of Penicillium olsonii, 1422 nucleotides long. Lineage: Eukaryota; Fungi; Ascomycota; Eurotiomycetes; Eurotiales; Aspergillaceae. The record is from the annotation of a GenBank genome assembly.
AUGGAAUAUCUCGUUCGCUUUGCUCAGACUCAUGAGACUUUCCGGCGACCGGAACUCGAGGCCUGUGCCACCAUUGCCGGCGCCGAGAUCGAGAUCCUGUCCUAUAAUCAAUAUUCCCCACACUGCGUCGUGAGAUUCCCCGAUGCAGCUGCGGCCGCUGCCACUAUCAAGCGCAGCGUUUUAGCCAAGGAUGUUUUCGAACUAUGGGGCCAAGGCACUACCUACGAGGAGCUACAUGAAGAUGUCCGCCGACGAUCCCAGCAUCUAUGGGAAGGCUAUAACAACGUCCCAUGGAAAUUCGUCAUCACCAGUUUUUCAGGAACGCGCAGUAUGGAGAAGAAGGGAGAAAUCAUGCGAUCGUUCAAGUACAUGGGAUUCCACGGUCCAAUUCAGAUGAAGAAUCCCGACGAAGAGUUCCAUGUGAUGGAAGAGUACAUUGAUGACGUUGAAGUCGCCGCACUAGGAGUAUCGAGGAUAGAAGAACCGCGGAAAAUCUUCCUGGGACGCAAACUGGGCAUCAGCUGCCGUGAAGAUAUCAUCAAAUACGACCUCAAAAAGCGCCGAUAUAUCAGCACGACCUCCAUGGAUGCAGAACUGAGUCUGGUGACAGCGAAUAUGGCCCUGGCAGCACCGGGAAAGUUGUUCUUCGAUCCCUUUGUGGGCACAGGGAGUUUUAUCGUCUGCGCCGCGCACUUCGGAGCAUUGACGAUGGGCGCAGAUAUUGAUGGCCGUAGCUUCCGCGGCAAAGACCGGUCCAAACUGGGGGUCUUUGAAAACUUCAUCCAGUAUAAAACGGAGAGCAAGUUCAUCGACACACUGACUUCGGAUCUGACAAACACGCCAUUUCGAAGGAGUGGGUUUCUUGAUGGCAUUGUCUGUGAUCCACCCUACGGCGUGCGAGAAGGACUUCGGGUCCUGGGAGAGCGCAAGGGAAAACCGGCUGUCAAUGUCAUCAUCGACGGGGUUCCCGCCUAUCUCCGACCUGGAUUCAUUCCCCCCAAAAAGCCGUACGGGUUCGAGGCAUUGCAGAAUGAUGUUCUCAACUUUGCGGUUCAGGCGUUGGUCACCAAUGGUCGUUUGUCGAUGUGGAUGCCAACCUCCAAUGACGAGAAACUCGAGUUCCCGGUGCCCAUGCACGAGAAUCUGGAGGUCGUCAGUGUCAGUGUUCAGGACUUUGGAAAUUGGGCUCGUCGACUAAUUACCUACCGUCGCCUCCCCGAAGGAGAACUGUCGGAUAUCUCGAUGGCUCGGAAGAGGACCGACGCUGAUGGCUACAAUGCUAACGAGCUCAAUGCAUUCCGACGAGUGGUACGUACUAUGUUGAUGAGACGGGACCGAAGCAAUGGGCUAAUGAACGGAAAAAAGCAUAUGUUGAAAGGCCACGGCACAAGAUGCGGAGAAGACUCCGAAGCAUCGCAAUAA